CCUUGAGCGUAUAUGUGCUUAUUCGCUCUUUCUGUCAGUCCAGCACUCCUGAAUUGGAGGGUGCCACACUUUAAGGUGAGGGUGGUGGACCAAGGGUGAAAACUGCAGUGAACCACAAAGAAGUAAAAGAGCGCGGAUAGGCACGGUUCAACGUCCAAUCCCUUGUCUAUCCAAAGAGGAUGGAGAACGCACACACAAAGACCCCGGCAGAAUGCCUGGCUUACUUUGGCGUGAACGAGAACAUUGGUCUCACUCCUGAUCACUUCAAGAAGAACUUGGAGAAAUACGGCUACAAUGAGUUGCCAGCUGAGGAGGGUAAGAGCCUCUGGGAGCUGGUCAUUGAGCAGUUUGAGGACUUGCUUGUCAGGAUUCUGCUGCUGGCUGCCUGCAUCUCAUUUGUGUUGGCCUGGUUUGAGGAAGGCGAGGAGACCGUCACGGCCUUCGUGGAGCCUUUCGUCAUCCUUCUCAUCCUCAUCGCUAAUGCCGUUGUUGGCGUGUGGCAGGAGCGUAAUGCUGAGAGUGCCAUCGAGGCUCUCAAGGAGUAUGAGCCUGAAAUGGGCAAGGUUUACCGUUCUGACAGAAAGAGUGUGCAGAGGAUCAAAGCCAGAGAAAUUGUCCCUGGAGACAUUGUGGAGGUGUCCGUUGGUGACAAAGUUCCCGCUGACAUCAGGAUUGUUUCCAUCAAAUCCACCACCCUGCGUGUUGACCAGUCCAUCCUCACUGGUGAGUCUGUCAGUGUGAUCAAGCACACUGAGCCUGUUCCUGACCUCAGAGCCGUCAACCAGGACAAGAAGAAUAUGCUUUUCUCUGGUACCAACAUUGCUGCCGGCAAGGCCAUCGGUGUGGCUGUUGCCACCGGAGUCUCUACUGAGAUCGGCAAGAUCCGUGACCAGAUGGUUGCCACUGAGCAGGAAAAGACUCCUCUGCAGGCCAAGCUGGAUGAGUUUGGUGAGCAAUUGUCCAAGGUCAUCUCUCUGAUCUGCGUUGCUGUCUGGGCCAUCAACAUUGGGCACUUCAAUGACCCCGUCCACGGAGGCUCAUGGAUCCGCGGUGCUGUCUAUUACUUCAAGAUUGCCGUUGCCUUGGCUGUGGCUGCCAUCCCUGAGGGUCUGCCCGCUGUCAUCACCACCUGUCUGGCUCUUGGCACUCGCCGUAUGGCCAAGAAGAACGCCAUUGUAAGAAGCCUGCCAUCUGUGGAGACUCUGGGCUGCACCUCUGUCAUCUGCUCCGACAAGACUGGCACUCUCACCACAAACCAGAUGUGUGUGACCAAGAUGUUUAUUAUCAAGACUGUUGCUGGUGACCACGUUGAACUUGAUGCCUUUGAUAUAUCUGGCUAGUACACCCCUGAAGGCGAGGUGCCAAGACCACUGCAGUACAUAUGAUGUGCCUGGGUUGAGCUGGCUACCAUCUGUGCCUUGUGCAAUGACUCCUCUCUGGACUUCAAUGAGUCCAAGAAAGUCUAUGAGAAGGUUGGUGAGGCUACUGAGACUGCCCUGUGCUGCCUGGUUGAGAAGAUGAACGUGUUCAACACCAAUGUGAAGAACCUGAACAGAGUUGAGAGAGCCAACGCAUGCUGUGCAGUCAUUAAGCACCUGAUGAGGAAGAACUUUACCCUGGAGUUCUCUCGUGACAGGAAGUCCAUGUCUGUAUACUGCACACCCACCAAGGGAGAAGGUGGUGCCAAGAUGUUUGUGAAGGGUGCCCCAGAGGGUGUGAUUGAAAGGUGCUCUUAUGUGCGUGUUGGCAACAAGCGUGAACCCCUGACCAGUGCCAUUAAGGAUAAGAUUAUGACUGUAAUAAAGGAGUGGGGUACCGGUCGUGACACCCUGCGUUGCCUAGCCUUGGCCACUCGUGACACUCCACCGAAGGUGGAGGACAUGAACCUUGAGGACUCAACCAUUAUUGAUUAUGAGGUGGACUUGACUUUUGUUGGCUGUGUGGGUAUGCUGGAUCCCCCUCGUAAGGAGGUCACUGGCUCCAUUGAGCUGUGCAGAGCUGCUGGAAUCCGUGUUAUUAUGAUUACUGGUGACAACAAAGGAACUGCCAUCGCUAUCUGCCGUCGCAUUGGUAUCUUUGGCGAGGACCAGGAUGUUUCCGGCAAGGCCUACACCGGACGUGAGUUUGACGAUCUGCCCAUUAGUGAACAGUCUGAGGCUGUGCGUAGGGCUUGCUGCUUUGCACGUGUGGAGCCGUCCCACAAGUCCAAAAUUGUGGAGUACCUGCAGGGUUAUGAUGACAUUACUGCUAUGACUGGUGAUGGUGUGAACGAUGCCCCUGCCCUGAAGAAGGCCGAGAUUGGCAUCGCCAUGGGCUCUGGCACUGCCGUUGCCAAGUCUGCCUCUGAGAUGGUCCUGGCUGACGACAACUUCUCUUCCAUUGUGGCUGCUGUUGAGGAGGGCAGAGCUAUCUACAACAACAUGAAGCAGUUCAUCCGCUACCUCAUCUCCUCCAAUGUUGGUGAGGUUGUCUGUAUUUUCCUGACUGCUGCUCUGGGUCUGCCUGAGGCUCUGAUCUCCUGUUCAGCUGCUUGGUUCAACCUGGUCACUGACGGUCUUCCGGCCACUGCUCGGGGCUUCAACCCUCCUGAUUCUGGACAUCAUGGGCAAACCCCCACGAUCCCCCAAGAGCCUCUUAUCUCUGGCUGGCUGUUCUUCGAUACAUGGCUAUUGGUGGAUAUGUUGGUGCUGCCACCUGUUGGUGGUGCUGUCUGGUGGUUCCUCUACGAUGUCACUGGCCCACAGGUCACCUACUACCAGCUGUCCAAUCUCUGCCUCUCCACAGUCCCAUUCAUGCAGUGUCAUGGUGAGAAUGAAGACUUUACAGGCCUUGAUUGUGAGAUCUUUGAGGCUACUCAACCCAUGACCAUGGCCCUGUCUGUGCUGGUCACCAUUGAGAUGUGCAAUGCUCUCAACAGCUUGUCUGAGAACCAGUCUCUGAUCCGCAUGCCACCAUGGAGCAACUUCUGGCUGAUCGCUGCCAUGACCCUCAUGUCCCUCCACUUCAUGAUCAUCUACAUUGACCCUCUGCCUAUGAUCUUCAGAUUGACGCAUUUGAACACAGAACAAUGGAUGAUGGUGUUGAAGCUUUCCUUCCCUGUCAUCCUGAUUGACGAGGUGCUGAAGUUCAUCGCUCGUAACUACGUUGAAAGUAAAGAUCACUAACUUAAAUAGAGGUGCAGAAGUGGAUCUUAAGGGUUGGAGAUGAAGACGAGAGAGAGGUGAAGACCCACAACCAAAGAGAGGAACUCUUGUGAGUCAACAAUAGAAGAGAGAGAAGAAAAUACAGAAAAACUAAAAAAAAAAAAAAAACACCUAUAUAUAAAAACAACUUCUAAGAAGAGGAGAUCGAAUUGAUAUGAAGUAAACCUGCUGAUAAAAUAUUAUUUAAGAUUUUAUUUUAAGAAAUAAACUAUGUAUUAAAAGUGAUUUUUUUUUUCUUUUUGUUAAACUUGGAUAUUCUCAGCUGUUAUUUUGUGUCCUCUGUCCAUUUUCAUAUGACUGAUUUUCCAGCUCAUUCUUCUUAUUCUAGAUUGUUGUUGCUUGUAUCUCAGGCAGUCUUGUUGCUUUCUGCUGCUUACUGUACAGCACCACAUAGGGUUCAUAGGGGCAGAAAGGACAGCGCCCACUACAGGCUCUGUGUGCUCAACGCACCCUGAUGGAGCUCUCAUGACAUAAAUGGACAUGUUCAUUCAACACUUUUGGUCUUAUAUAUUGUUUACGUGAUAAGCUGCAAUAAAUUGAUGAUGAUUACA
Molecule: messenger RNA, 3754 nt
Organism: Thalassophryne amazonica
Lineage: Eukaryota; Metazoa; Chordata; Actinopteri; Batrachoidiformes; Batrachoididae
Gene: atp2a1l
Product: ATPase sarcoplasmic/endoplasmic reticulum Ca2+ transporting 1, like
Biological process (GO): calcium ion transmembrane transport; intracellular calcium ion homeostasis
Cellular component (GO): membrane
Molecular function (GO): ATP hydrolysis activity; ATP binding; P-type calcium transporter activity
Source: RefSeq, a predicted model, not a curated record